AUGUCUUUACCAUCUAAUUGGAGACAAUUACAAUUGUUUGAUAUAGUGCCGAUAAGAGAUCCCAAUUAUAAUUCUGAUGAUGCAUUAUAUUCUAAUACUACAUUAACUGCCAUAUCAUCGACAGAGAAAUAUAUGGUUAUAUCAAUAGACAAUUGUUAUUUAAAGAUAAUAUCUCAAGAUUUCCAAAGUUUAAAGACUUUUAUGGCCUAUGAUUCCGAUUAUACUAUAACUUAUGUCAAUUCCAUCGAUCAAUUGGAUUUAAUUGUGACAAUUGCUGAAAAACAAGGGUUCCCUUCAGUUUUGAAAUUGUGGAAUUUAUCUAAAAUCUUAUCGAUAGAGUUGAAUGAGAAUGAAGAUCCUGAUGAUGUAUUGAAGAGGAAAUAUCAAACUCAAGUGAUGAUUCAGAAUGGUGAUAAUUCAUUUCCUAUAAGUUGUUUCAUAUUCAAUGAUGAUUUUUCAUGUAUAUCUGUAGGUUACACCAAUGGGAAGGUAUUGUUAAUCCGUGGAGAUUUGAUUAGAGAUAGAGGUUCAAAACAAAGAAUUAUUUAUGAAACUCCUGAUCCUAUUACAGGUUUACAAUUCAAUGAGUAUCAUGAGUUGAUCUAUGUUACUACAACUUCGAAAAUCUUAACUGUGGCAACCACAGGGAGAAACCAAGGUAAACCUUUAAAAAUAUUAUCCAAACAAGUUGGCGUACCUUUACAAUGUUCUACCAAGGAUAAGUCUACUCAGGAAUUAAUCGUAGGAACAGACUCUUCUUUAAGGUAUUAUAAUCAUUUUGGUAAAAGUCAUAUAAUCAAUUUCGAAAUAAAGAAGAAAAUCAUCUACAGAUUUAAGAAGAACUAUCUUUUGAUGGUAUCACCAGAAGAGAACUCCACCGGAAAUUCACGUAAACAAACAACUAAAGUCAUUAUUCUUGAUCUUCAUAAUAAGCAUAUUUCAUUCACUGUAACAUUACCCAAUACCACCAUGAAUCAUAUUUUGGAAAUGUGGGGGGAUAUAUAUUUAUUGAGUUCGGAUGGAAUGUUAUAUAAAUUCCAUGAAAAGCCAAUCAACCAACAAGUAGAGAUCAUUUUACAAAGAGAACUAUUCCAAUUAUCAUAUCAAAUAGCAAAACAAUCGAAACUAUCUCCAGAUAUCUUAUUGAGAAUUUGUAAGUUACACGGAGAUUUUUUGUAUAACAAGCAAGAUUAUCACGAAUCUAUAAAAUUAUUCAUUAAGUGUUUGAAUUAUUACAAGGAUCCCAACUUAAAUUUGAAGCAAGAUGAUGAAACAUUGAAUGAUUUCAUUAUCAAUAUCAUUACCAAAUUCAAGGAUGCUUCCAAUAUUAAUAAUUUGACAGAAUUCUUGAAUCAAUUAUAUAAAUUGGAUAUUGCCAAUAAUGAUCACAUAACGUUGUUGUUAUGCUGUUAUUGUAAAUUGAAGAGUGUUGACAAAAUCAAGACCUUCAUUAAUGAAUUGGAUUUGACUGAUGAAGAUGAAAGUAACGAAUUAGCAUCUUUAGAUUUCCCCUUGAUCAUAAACUUGUUCAAAGAAUGUGGUUAUUUCCAUGAAGUUAUCAAAUUGUUACAUAAAUUGAAUCGUCCAAGUUUAAUUGUCGAUAUUCAAUUAAAUGAUUUGAAAAGUCCCAAAAAAUGUUUGAAAUAUAUCAAGACUUUACCCAUCGAUGAUUUAUUAUUGAUUUUAAUCGAACAUUCUAAAACUUUGUUGGAUAACUUACCCAUUGAAACCACUGAAUUAUUGAUUAAUGUAUUUACUGGUAAAUACACUGCUCAUGAUUCAAAUGUUUUAAAUGAACAAAUUGAAGAAAAGGAGAAAGAACCAGUAUCAGAUUCUUCAUUCCCCAUUAGUAGUUAUCAAAAUUUUUUAGCUUACUUGUCAAAUAAUGCUGAAGAACCCGAAGAAGAACCGGUUGAUAAUGGACCUACCUAUUUACCUCCAAGACCCAGUUUGAUCUUUGCUAGUUUCAUGAAUAAUCCUCAUGAAUUUGUGGUUUUCCUCGAAGCUUGUAUCGAAACUUUCGAUAAAUAUCAAGGUAACAUCAAUGACAAGAAAGAAUUAUUAAUAACAUUAUUUGAAAUGUAUUUAUCAUUAUCCAAAAAGAGUGAAAACUCAGAAUGGUUAGAUAAAGCACAGGGGGUUAUUGAUGAUAAUUCUGAAUUUUUGGACGAAUCCACAAUCUUAUUAAUUAGUCACAUUUAUAAUUUCAAACCGGGAGAAUUAUCUUCCAAGAAAAGACAAGGGUUUGAGGAGAGUUUAUUCAGAUCAGCUCAAUUGGUUGGUGAUAUAGAUGAAUGUCUUAAGAUCGUUAAUCAAUACGGUGAUUCGAAACCUGAAUUAUAUAAGUUUUUAUUGAGGUUUAUUGUGUCCAAACAACAAUACUUUGACAAAGUAUCUGACAAAGAUUUCAAAUUCAUUUUGAAUAAGAUUAAAGAUUAUAAAUUAUCAACACCUUUAGAAAUAAUUCAAAUUUUAUCUUCCACUGAAUUCACAACCAUAGGACUCAUCAAAGAUUAUUUGAUUGAAAUUAUCGAUAGUAACAACCAAGAGAUUAACAACAACGAAAAAUUGGUAGAGUUGUAUGAAAAGGAAUCUAUUAAUAAUAAUCAUGAACUUAAUAGAUUGAAAUCAAAACCUUUCAUUAUUCAAAAUAACAAAUGUAGUGCAUGUAAUCUCAAUUUAGAUUUUCCUGCUAUACAUUUCAAAUGUAAACACUCCUUCCAUCAAAGGUGUCUUAAUGAUAACUAUUUAAGUUCCAAUGAACACCUUAAUUCAAAACCCGUUUGCUCCAUAUGUAUUAGUGAUAUUGAUCUGAUACAAACAUUAAGAGAUGAACAAUUGAAAUCCAAAGAUGAGACCGAUUUAUUUAAAUCCACUUUGAAGGAAUCAUCAGACAAGUUUAAAGUCAUCACCAACUAUAUUGGAAAAGGUAUAAUGGAAAAUGAGUUCAUCCACAUAACAGAUUAA
Messenger RNA from Yamadazyma jaroonii, 2967 nucleotides. NCBI's taxonomy places the organism in Eukaryota, Fungi, Ascomycota, Pichiomycetes, Serinales, Debaryomycetaceae. The record is from the annotation of a GenBank genome assembly.